This is a messenger RNA of Cetraspora pellucida, 1020 nucleotides long. The record is from the annotation of a GenBank genome assembly. NCBI's taxonomy places the organism in Eukaryota, Fungi, Glomeromycota, Glomeromycetes, Diversisporales, Gigasporaceae.
AUGGCAGAAGAAUAUGAACAUGAUGAGGAUGUAGCUAACGACGAAGAGAAUUUGGCGUACACACCGAUUUUAAAGCUUAAGGACUGCGGCAUAAAUGAAUCAGACGUCAAAAAGCUUUCAGAAAAUGGAUAUACUACUGUCGAAUCUGUAGCCUUUUCACCCAGAAAAGCUCUUUUAACUAUAAAGGGAAUUUCUGAAGCAAAAGUUGAUAAAAUUUUAACAGAAGCUGUAAAAUUGUCACCUAGAAUGGGUUUCGAAUCAGCCACCUCAAUUCAAAAAAGAAGGUCUGAUUACGUUUAUAUAUCAACCGGAUCAGAAGCUUUAGAUAAAAUUCUUGGAGGUGGUGUUGAAUCUGGAUCUAUUACUGAAGUGUUUGGAGAAUUUAGAACUGGAAAAAGUCAACUUUGCCAUACGCUUGCCGUUACAUGUCAGCUCCCAGUUAACAAUGGUGGUGCUGAAGGAAUGUGCAUUUACAUAGAUACUGAAGGCACGUUCCGUCCAGAAAGAUUAGCAACUAUCUCCGAACGUUUCGGUAUGGAUGUAAAUGAAGUUUUGGAUAAUGUAGCCGUUGCACGGGCUUACAAUACAGAUCAUCAAAUGACUUUAUUGAUGGAAGCUGCUGCGAUGAUGACUCAGUCAAAAUUUGCACUUUUAAUCAUUGAUAGUGUUACAGCUUUAUAUAGAACAGAUUAUUCUGGUCGAGGUGAACUUGCUGCACGCCAAAUGCAUUUGGCAAAAUUUUUACGCGCCCUACUUCGUUUAGCUGAUGAAUUUGGAGUCGCGGUAGUUAUUACAAACCAGGUCGUAUCAUCAGUCGAUGGAAAUAUGUUAUUCCCCGGCGCAACAGAUAAAAAGCCCAUCGGUGGAAAUAUCAUUGCUCACGCGUCGACGACAAGGCUGUCUCUACGUAAAGGCAAGGCUGAUACACGAGUUUGCAAGAUUUACGAUUCUCCAUGUCUCCCAGAAUCGGAAGCAGAGUUUAGAAUCGGAUCAGGUGGAAUUGAAGACGUAAAAGAUUAG